This is a messenger RNA of Perca fluviatilis (European perch), 3269 nucleotides long. RefSeq names its product serum/glucocorticoid regulated kinase 2a (gene sgk2a). Gene Ontology annotation, molecular function: protein serine/threonine kinase activity; ATP binding. NCBI's taxonomy places the organism in Eukaryota, Metazoa, Chordata, Actinopteri, Perciformes, Percidae. The record is from RefSeq and is a predicted model, not a curated record. Gene Ontology annotation, biological process: protein phosphorylation. The coding region runs from base 252 to 1343 and encodes 363 amino acids. The transcript has 13 exons.
CACACACACACACACACACUCCUUGCUCCGCCUCAUUUUAAAGAUGUGUAACUUUUCACCAAUGAUUCACUCUCUUGAAGUCGACCUUCCUUCGUGACCGUAAACAAAAAAAACUGACCUCAGAUCAGCUUCAGCUUUGAGCCUGCCAGCUGAGUCUCCUCAGUGUCCUGAACACAGCACACUGAUCAACUCAUCGCCUGCACGCAGGUCUGUCAAACACCGAUGCUGGAUCAGCAGGAGUGGAAUGGAUAAUGGCCAUGGCACACUGUAAUCUGCGGUCCCCAUCCUCCUCUCCUCGUGAUGAUGUCAACCUGGGACCUUCAGCAAACCCAAAUGCCAGGCCAACUGACUUUGACUUCUUGGCUGUCAUUGGCAAGGGGACCUUUGGAAAGGUCCUGCUUGCCAAGCUCAAAGCCGACAACAAAUUCUACGCCGUCAAAGUGCUGCAGAAGAAAGUCAUCCUGAAGAACAAAGAGCAAAAGAACAUUAUGGCAGAAAGAAAUGUGCUGCUGAAGAGUCUCAAGCAUCCCUUUCUGGUUCGGCUCCACUACUCCUUCCAGACCCCGGAGAAGCUCUACUUCGUCCUCGACUAUGUGAAUGGGGGAGAGCUGUUCUUCCACCUGCAAAGAGAGAGGUGUUUCUCCGAGCCCAGAGCGAGGUUCUACUCAGCUGAGGUAGCGAGUGCCAUCGGCUAUCUUCAUUCUCUCAACAUCGUUUACAGAGAUCUGAAGCCAGAGAAUAUUCUCUUAGACUCUCAGGGCCAUGUGGUGCUGACAGAUUUUGGGCUGUGCAAAGAAGGUGUAGAGCCGGAGGGAACCACCUCGACUUUCUGUGGGACUCCAGAAUACUUGGCUCCAGAGGUUCUUCGUAAGGAAGCCUAUGACAGGACAGUGGACUGGUGGUGUCUGGGAGCAGUGACCUAUGAGAUGAUCUACAGUCUGCCUCCUUUCUACAGCCGUGAUGUCGGUGAAAUGUAUGAUGGGAUCCUCCACAAGCCCCUGCCACUGCCCCCAGGAAAGUCUGAUGCCGUCUGCUCUCUGCUGGUGGGUCUUCUGCAGAAGGACCAGCACAGACGUCUUGGGGCCAUCGCCGACUUUUUAGAAAUAAAGAACCACAUCUUUUUCUCUCCAAUCAACUGGGACGACCUUGACCACAAGAGAAUCACUCCUCCUUACAACCCGAAUGUGAGAGGCCCAGCUGACACUCAGCAUAUUGAUCCAGAGUUCACCAGAGAAAUGGUUCCUAACUCGGUGAGUCGGACCCCGGAGCUGAACACCAGCAGCAGCUCCAACAACGCCUUCAAUGGGUUCUCCUUCGUUGCCACCGAGGACAGCUUUCUGUGAGGCAGGAGUUAACUGUUCAAAUGUUUAAACAGGGUGAUUGAUUUUAUGGCGUGAUGACACCUUUUUGAAUCUCAUGAAAAUAAGUGCUCCUCAUGUAACAUUGCAGAAAUUCCAUGUGGUACCUAUCCUGUUUGACUACUGCAGGGAUUCCCUCUUGAGGGUGUAGCAGAGAAAGAGCCCACCUGCAAUGGAGACAUUUAAUGUUAACAUAUAAAACAUUUUUUUUGCCUGGAAGUCCCAGGUCUGUUCUUAGAGAGAUAGCGAAGUUUAACAUGAACGUGUUACCAAAUAUACAGGACUUGCAAGAAGUAGGAGCAUCUUUAAGAUGCAGUGCAAAUUAUUUUUAUUCCAUUCAUUUGCAAUGGAACUAAUAGUGUGUUUAACAAUUAUUUUAUACACAGACAUUAUCAUAUCAUGUUGGUCCAGCCAGACUUAGGGCUCUAUUUUCCUAAAAUAGGGUGCAGAUGCAAACACAAGCAAAAUCUCCAGGCGCAAACAAAAAUGGGCUUGACCAGAAAAUCUUUUGCAAUUUUGGUGACCACAGGCAUUGGUGCAAACCAGGUGUAACCAGACAGCUGAUGUGUAAUGGUGCAGCUGAUGGAAUAUCAAUGCGGCUGGUUCAAGUUGUGCAAACAAUUAAUACAGGCUUAUAAAUAAAAUAUUUACACUCUGCUCCUCUGCAUGUUCCAACCGCCUCAUUUAUGUAUUUUCAGUCAAAUAAAGUCUUUAAACAGGAAAAUAACAUAAUAAAAAGGAAAAUAUGAAUAAUGAAUGAAGUCAUUCCUGUGUAAACACACAGCCCCUCUCCCAAAUCAGAGACUGUAGAUGAAACACACAUAUCAUUCCUGCUGCUGUGUGCUGAUUACUGAAGUGUUUAAUCAACUACAUGGCUUCCAUUCUACUUUAGGAGACUGGGAACCACAAGUAACUCUGCAUUCUGGGAGCGCAGUGCAGAGGGGCAAUAGGGUAAUAUGAGCUCUUUGGGCUAUAACAGUGCCUGACUAUUAAGAGCUUUGUAGGUCAGGUGAAGGAUUUUAUAUUCAAUUCUGGAUUUUACAGGGAGCCAGUGCAGAGAAGCUCUUACUGGAGAAAUAUGAUCUCUUUUUCUAGUUCUUGUCAGUACACGCGCUGCAGCAUUCUGGAUCAGCUUGAGGACUUAUUUAAGCAACCUAAUAAUAAGGAAUUACAACAGUCCAGCCUAGUUUUUGAAAUAUUAAGCAGGUAAAAAAGGCACUCCUCGAAAGUUUGUUUUAUGUGGGCAUUAAAUAAUAUAUGCUCCAAGCAAGAGAGAGCAGAAGAGAGAGAGAGAGAGAAGCCAUCACUAAAUACUAAGCUAAAGUAGCUAACAGAACUAAUAGUCAAUAAUUACACCUGGUCUGAAACAGAAUCUCUCAGUCCUUACAAUAGUGGUCUUGUUUGUUUAUGGCAACUAUGUCAACGUGGCAAAAUUAAUUUGCAGAUAAUGCACCGACGAUGGAAAAUCCUUCAUGUAGCACCUUUUUAAAAUGUCAGUCAACUACACCGCAGUGUGCACAGUAUGGUUUAUUCUAUGGACUGUGGUUUUCUGUUUUGUAACUGGGAAACUGGGAAAAUAUUAUUUUAGCCUAUAGAUAGUGGACGGUGAUAUAAGUUGUGUUUUGUUUCAUAAUACAUGUCAAUGUUAUAUUGAAAAUACUGUAUGUAACAUAUGUAAAUAUACAGUAGCAGCUUUGCAAUAUAUACUGUAGUAAUGUGAUUAUAUCAAUGUAAACCAUAAAAUGCCUCUCUGCCUUGGAAAUGAAGUUGGUGAUUGAUGGUGCUUGGCAUUUGCAGUAAUGAGUGAUACACUUGUACAUCUGAUAUCCUUGCAUUUUAUUUUUAUUAUCUCAUUUAUAUACUUAAAGUCUUGUUUGUAUAUCUGAUAUUAAAGAUGCUCUUCUCUACCAA